GUGAUGCUGUGCUUUCUGCUCCUGACGCUCCUCUGGACGCUGGUCACUGCAGCGCUGCAGUCGUCCACAAACACUGCCGCAAGCCUGCAGGACGAUGGAACAAGGCCGUAUAUUUACCGCUGCCGCUCGCCCAACAUGGAGAUCUUCACCUGCUGGUGGCGUCCGAUCGUGAAUCAGGACAACGUCACCUACACGCUCCAGUACACCACGGGUGAGCGCGCUCCUCGGGAGUGUCCCGAUUACGUGAGCGGCGGCAUCAACAGCUGCUUCUUCGAUGCCAGACACACUCAGGUCUGGGAGAUGUACUGCCUGAACGUGACGGCGCACACACGCACCGGACCCAUCGCCUCCCACAAACACUGCGUGGACGUGGCUGAUAUAGUGGAGAUCGACCCGCCCUUUAACCUGUCGUACGUCAUGCUGAACGAGAGCGUGGGGGAAUCGAGCCGCAGUAUUCUGCUGUCCUGGCUGAAUCCGAUUGAGUCUCAGGUGCGUGAGGGAUGGAUCACGCUCGUCUACGAGCUGCGCUACAGACACCUCGCUCAGCCGGACAACUGGAGGGUAAAAGAGCGUUUGCGAGAGCCUCAUGUGGAGUUGUUGGAUCUGCCGGUGGGAAAGUAUGAGUUCAUGGUGCGCUGCCGCUCCACCAACAGCAAACACUGGAGCACAUGGAGCGAGUCCAUCAACAUCAGCAUCGUCAGCAGACCUCUGUCCGAUCGGAUGUUGGCCUUGAUCCUCGUGACCAGCAUCGCCAUCAUGGUCUUCCUCAUCGUGGGUUUGGGGAUCGCCCCGCGAGGCAAGAGAAUUAAAUCGUUCCUCCUGCCACCGAUUCCCAAGCCGCGCAUCCGAGGGAUUGAACCGGUUCUGCUGAAGAAGGGGAAGAUUGACGAGAUCAAUCGUCGUUUCUCCAGCUUUCACGGCUAUAAGUCGCCGCAGUACAGCAUAGAGACGUGUUACCAGGUGAGCGUGGACCCAUGUCUGUCUGCGACGCCGUAUAAACGCGAGGACACACCGAUCGCCGACAGACAACCGCCUGUGCAGACGAGCUGCAGUCCUGCGCCCUACUGCCGUGGCCCCGCCCCCUACUGCGAGGGAGCCAUGUCUGCUUCAAACCCUGACCCCGCCCCCUUCUGCGAGGGAGCCACGCCUACUUUAAACCAUGGCCACACCCCCUACAGUGAGGGAGCUCCGCCUCCUUCAAACCAUGGCCCCUCUCCUUAUUGUGUAGGAGCCCCGCCUCCUUCAAACCCUGGCUCCGCCCACCCGGAGCUCAUGUGUGCCCCAGGCAUGGACUACAGCAUGAUUCUAAACCCCGCCCUCACGCUGCCACAGGACUUCUACACCUGUGUGAAGGGCGUGACGCCCGGCGGAGCGCUGCACCUGGUGCCCUGUCUACCCGACGCACUGAAGAACACGCCCUACCUGCAGUUCACAGACGACUGCGCAGACAAGAGCAGCCAGCUGACGGUGCUGCUGGAGAAGCAGAUGGAGGCGCUGUUGAGCUCGAGCGACUCGGACCCCAGCGAAGCUGCCCUGCCUUUGCUAACUCACUCAUCAGACACGAACUGAGCACAAACCAGGAGCUAACGCACAUGCGACAUACAAUCUCACACACACACACACACACACACUAACAGUCACGCAGUCUGUGCUGGAUUGUCUCGAUAGGACACAUGACUGGUGUUUCUGUUCAGAACGAGCACAUUCACUUCCAGCACAAGCAUAUUUUUUCACUGCACGAUAAGAAACGAGGUUGUUGACGUUGAAGCAUGAUCAGAUCAAAGCAGGAGCAUCGCAUCAGCGGAUGUGAUUUGAGCUAUAUUUGUGACCCUGGAGCACAAAACCAGUCAUAAGGGUCAAUUUUUCGAAAUUGAGAUU
Molecule: messenger RNA, 1878 nt
Organism: Sinocyclocheilus grahami
Lineage: Eukaryota; Metazoa; Chordata; Actinopteri; Cypriniformes; Cyprinidae
Product: growth hormone receptor-like
Exons: 8
Coding region: 4-1569 (521 amino acids)
Biological process (GO): cytokine-mediated signaling pathway
Cellular component (GO): external side of plasma membrane
Molecular function (GO): protein binding; cytokine receptor activity
Source: RefSeq, a predicted model, not a curated record